Molecule: messenger RNA, 1964 nt
Organism: Gastrolobium bilobum
Lineage: Eukaryota; Viridiplantae; Streptophyta; Magnoliopsida; Fabales; Fabaceae
Product: ACT domain-containing protein ACR4
Exons: 8
Coding region: 374-1720 (448 amino acids)
Source: RefSeq, a predicted model, not a curated record
GAGAAAGAGAAAACUCUCUACCAGAGAAAGUGAUAGAGAGGGCCAGAGGAAAAGAGGGUCUGCUUUUUGGGCACUUUAUCAAGUUGCAGGUUUUGGAGCAUCGUGACGCGAAGGUUCCGAUUAUAGAGUUUUUUAAAAUAAAAAAAAAAAAAAAUUGGGUUAAUUAUUUUAUAUUCAUAGGAUUAUAAUAUAAAAUAUAAGUUUCCUAAGAAUAUCAAAGAGGGUUGGUUUUGUUGUGUGACUCUGUAUAUUUAAAUAUAAAAAUAUUUAUAAACAUAUCCACUGCUGCUUUGUAACACACUCGCAAAGCCUAUCAUCUUGACAGAACCAAGAAAAUUUUGGUGUGGCAGGUCACGCAUCCUCAGGAGCUGCCAUGGCUUUUAUUUCAGGGUUCAACACGAGCUUCUCUCACUACAUGGACGAUGAAUAUGAGAAACUCUUCAGAAGAAUGAACCCACCCAGAGUUGUAAUUGAUAAUGAAUCCUGCAAGAAUGCGACUGUUAUAAGGGUUGAUAGUGCAAACAAGCAUGGAAUACUUCUUGAAGUUGUACAAAUUCUCACUGAUCUAAACCUUAUAGUAACUAAGGCUUACAUAUCUUCUGAUGGAGGAUGGUUCAUGGAUGUUUUUAAUGUCAUUACCCAGGAUAGAAAGAAGGUUACAGAUGAAGCUAUUUUGGAGUACAUUCGAAAGUCUCUUGGCCCGGAAUCUUGCAUUACGAGAUCUGUUGGGGUCAAACAAACGAUGGACCGCACUGCAAUAGAGCUAAUGGGAAGUGAUAGGCCAGGACUGCUUUCAGAAGUGAGUGCUGUUCUAACCAAUCUCAAGUGCAACAUAGUGAAUGCAGAGGUGUGGACUCAUAAUACCCGUGCAGCAGCUGUGAUGCAUGUAACUAAUGAAGAAACAGGUUCUGCUAUCACUGACCCGCAGAGGCUUUCUCUAAUUAAGGAGCUUUUAUGCAAUGUGCUUGGUGGUGGCAACAAAAUCAGGGGGGCUAGAAGUGUAGUCUCUGAAGAAGUGACACAUACCGAGAGAAGGCUUCACCAGAUGAUGUUUGCUGAUAGGGAUUAUGAACGAGUUGAUGAUGAUGACUUUGUUGAGAAGAGAAGACCGGAUGUGAAUGUUGUGAAUUGGUCUGACAAAGAUUACUCAGUAGUUACUAUCCAAUGUAAGGAUAGGGCGAAGCUUCUCUUCGACAUAGUUUUUACUUUGACAGACAUGCAGUAUGUGGUUUUCCAUGCAAGUAUUGAUGCUGAGGGGCCAGAAGCAUAUCAGGAAUAUUACAUAAAGCACAUAGAUGGGUCCCCUGUAAAAUCAGAUGCAGAAAGACAAAGAGUGAUACAGUGUCUUGAAGCUGCUAUUGAGAGAAGAGUAUCUGAGGGUUUGAAACUAGAACUCUGCACGACCGACAGAGUUGGACUUUUGUCUGAUGUGACACGUAUAAUCCGUGAGAACAGCCUCACAGUUACAAGGGCAGAAGUGACAACCAAAGGGGGCAAAGCUGUGAACACCUUCUAUGUAGGAGGGGCUUCAGGUUUCCCUAUUGAUUCCAAGAUCAUAGAAUCCAUUCGCCAGGCAAUUGGCAACACUAUACUUAAAGUUAAGGGAAGGCCUGAAGAGUUGAAACCUGCUCAUCAGGAUUCUCCAACAAGAUUCCUCUUUAGUGGUCUUUUCAAAUCCAGAUCCUUUGUCAACUUCGGAUUGGUCAAGUCUUAUUCUUGAGAAUGUGAAUUAUAAUGUGCUUUACUUUCUUCUUGUACAGGAAAAGUGAUGAAGAUGCAAACCUCUAUACUGUCACAUAUUCACCUUAGAGGAAGCGUGUCUUUAGCAUAGGAAGUAGGAACACUACAAUAGCUUGAAAACAUUGAAUCCUUAGAUAAAUUGCCAUUAUGUAUCCAAUCAUGAGUUGGAACGAUGAAAUCAAAAGGAACCUUAAUUGGGCAACGCCCUUGAAUUGUCAAUAUUU